CACUGCUCCUUUCCAUUCGAAACUAGCUUCCGUUGUGGAUGCGUUAGCUAAAACGGCAGUGGUAGAAAUAAGUAAACUCUACGAUGAUGGAUUUGUUGUCCUACGGCUUGAGAUGGCGAGGAAAGACACAGAAAUCGAAACACUGAAGAAAAAAAUAUCCUCCAUGGAGAACGAGCUACGACUGGUAAAACGAUCAGAACGUGAGUUAAGACUACGAUCCUCAAAAUUUGACCCACGUUCGAAAGAGCAAGCACACGGAGAGUGCGUAUCGCAGACUCCUCAGAAACUCUCCCAUAAAACGAUCCUCACUGAAGAAUCCAUUCGCCCGUCGUCAGCAGAAAAAGAGGGUAACGGUAUAUCUUCCGAAGAACUUCACACACAGAUUACACUUUCGGAAACCCAGGAAAUACUCCCCAUUCAUCCCGACCCGCAGAACGCAUCUCUUUCGUCCUCGGAGGAAUUUCACGAUAAACAUAAACUUGGGUGUAACGAUGAGAAUCUUGGUGGACUCGAUUUUGCGAUGAAGGUUGAACAAACAGAAGAGGAUCUAUCUCAAAAACUCAGUCAGCCACUGUCGGACCCUACCACCGGAGAACUAAACCACCUGGAUCCUGAUUCAGAGAAUGGGAUGGAUGAGGGAGAAAGUCAGCUGUGGUCUUCUAUUGCUGUUGAAGUGAGCUGUGGGAAAGAUGGUGAAGAUUCAACUGGUCCUUAUGGAAACGGACAGAGUCCACAGGAUCUUGGUAAUGAGUCACAGUUUUUCCAUGUCGAAAACCUUAGUGCUAGUCCUUCUUUGUCAGGCAUGCAGAUGUUCAACGGUCUCAAUGCUGAACUUAGGAAACCGGAAAAUGGAUCGAGGUCACUUUGGAAUAACGCAACGUUAGUAGACAUGAUCCAGUCUCCACAAAUACCACAAAGUGCUUAUUCACAACCAAGACUGAACUCUCGGAUGCCUCCGGAAAAAAGCGCAAGAGCAUAUGAGAGCGUUUCGUAUUCGUACAGUGGAGCUGACCAAGGCGACGUGGGAAGUGUUAGACAAAGCGCGUUCACUUUGGAUAAUUACGGCGCGAGACAAGCCAAGUCAGCUCAGAGGCGGACAGCGGUGAAAGAGAAAUGGUUUAUCUGUUCGUUCUGUGGGAAGAGCUUUGACCGUUUCAGUCAUCUGCAGAUGCAUCAGCGCGUGCACACCGGGGAGAAGCCCUUCAGCUGUGUGACAUGCGGUAAAAGCUUCACGCAACAGAGCAACCUCCGCACACACCAGCGAGUACACAGAGAUAUGAGGGCACCGACAAAAGCCUAUUGA
Chanos chanos (milkfish) is the source of this 1303-nucleotide messenger RNA. RefSeq names its product zinc finger protein 62 homolog. Gene Ontology annotation, molecular function: RNA polymerase II transcription regulatory region sequence-specific DNA binding; DNA-binding transcription factor activity, RNA polymerase II-specific. Gene Ontology annotation, biological process: regulation of transcription by RNA polymerase II; embryo development. Gene Ontology annotation, cellular component: nucleus. The transcript has 2 exons. The record is from RefSeq and is a predicted model, not a curated record. Bases 113 to 1303 code for a protein of 396 amino acids. Lineage: Eukaryota; Metazoa; Chordata; Actinopteri; Gonorynchiformes; Chanidae.